Molecule: messenger RNA, 687 nt
Organism: Verticillium dahliae VdLs.17
Lineage: Eukaryota; Fungi; Ascomycota; Sordariomycetes; Glomerellales; Plectosphaerellaceae
Exons: 2
Coding region: 1-687 (228 amino acids)
Cellular component (GO): extracellular region
Source: RefSeq, a predicted model, not a curated record
AUGAAGAUCACCACCCACCUCACCCUCCUGGCCAUGGCCGCCUUCGGCUCCGCCAUCGCCGAGAAGCCGACGCCCGUAGAACGCGACGCUCCGGCCCUCGUCGUGCGCGAGCUCGCCAUCGUGACGGGCGUCAUCAAUCAGGUGGCCACGGACAUCGGCUCGCUGGACCAGGCCGUGCAGGCCUUCACAACGGACCCGACGCAGGUGCAGCAGGCGUCGCAGCAGCUCAUGGAACACGAGACCGUGCAGCUCCAGCAGCUCGUCGGCAGCCUGCAGACCAACGGCCAGAGCCUCGUGCAGAACCUCCAGGACAAGCAGCCCGCCUUCCAGCAGGCCAACCUCUGCGACGUCGUCCGCGCCCAGGUCGGCGAGGUCACCACCGGCGCCAGCGGCCUCAUCGACGCCAUUGUCAGCAAGGUGCCCCAGGCCGCGCAGCAGAUUGCCGCCCAGAUGGCUGCUGGCUUCACGCGCUCCCUGCAGGACAGCGCUCAGGGCUUUUCGUCGCAGAGCUGCGUCAACGCCAACAACAACGGCGCCAGUGGCGGCACGCCCGUGACCAACACGACGCAGCCCGGCCAGGUCUCCAACCCCAGCGGCCAGCCGACCCAGCGUGGCGGCGCUUCGGCGCAGACCUUCAGCCUGGCGGCGGCGAUCGUGGCUUUCGGUGCGGCGGCGGUCAUGGCAUAG